Messenger RNA from Cylas formicarius (sweet potato weevil), 1005 nucleotides. RefSeq names its product proteasome subunit beta type-7 (gene Prosbeta2). The transcript has 4 exons. NCBI's taxonomy places the organism in Eukaryota, Metazoa, Arthropoda, Insecta, Coleoptera, Brentidae. The record is from RefSeq and is a predicted model, not a curated record. The coding region runs from base 141 to 965 and encodes 274 amino acids. Gene Ontology annotation, cellular component: proteasome core complex. Gene Ontology annotation, molecular function: threonine-type endopeptidase activity.
AAUUGCGUUGUUCGGAUUGACCAAAACUGACCUGUGCCAUUUUCAUUCAGUAAUCAUCAAUCGUGACAAUUGCAAUUUUAGUCGGUGUUUAAACGGUUAGGUAUAUAUACGUUUUUUUCUUACACUAUCACGAAAGAAACAUGACGUCCGUUUUAUGUCCCGAACCACCGCUCCCAGGAUUUUCGUUUGAUAAUUGUAAACGCAAUAGUUUACUAGAAAAGAAAGGGUUGCAGCUUCCGAAAGCUACAAAGACUGGUACGACUAUUGUUGGCAUUAUCUAUAAAAAUGGGGUUAUCCUUGGAGCUGAUACCAGAGCCACAGAGGAUACCACGGUCGCCGAUAAAAACUGCGAGAAAAUCCACUACUUAGCUCCGAACAUGUAUUGUUGUGGAGCUGGUACCGCAGCUGACACAGAACAGACUACCCAUAUGAUAGCUUCUCAACUCGAAUUACACCGAUUGUACACCAAUCGCGUCGUACGAGUGGCAACAGCAAAUCAAAUGUUGAAACAAUAUCUGUUUCGUUAUCAAGGCUACAUAGGGGCUGCACUUGUUUUGGGUGGGGUAGAUUCUACAGGACCCCACCUUUACAGUAUUUAUCCUCACGGUUCCACUGACAAAUUACCAUAUAUAACUAUGGGGUCCGGAUCUUUGGCAGCAAUGGCCGUUUUCGAAUCGCGGUGGAAACCCGAUUUGGAAGAAGAAGAGGGAGUUCAAUUGGUUAGAGAUGCAAUUGCUGCUGGUAUCUUCAAUGAUUUGGGUUCUGGCUCAAAUGUAGACAUUUGCAUAAUUCGGGAGGGGGGAGUUGAUUAUAAGAGAACAUACGAUGAGGCUAAUAAAAAAGGCAAAAAGCAGACUUCCUACCGUUAUCCAAAAGGAGCCACCGCAGUUUUGACAACUAAAGUUGUCGACAUUGAAGAUGUGUGUGUCAAAAGAGUUGAACCCGAGCAGAUGGAAAUUGUUUAAUUUUUUUUUAAUUCAAUAAAUGAAUCACAAUUUUGUAAAA